Molecule: messenger RNA, 3381 nt
Organism: Labrus mixtus (cuckoo wrasse)
Lineage: Eukaryota; Metazoa; Chordata; Actinopteri; Labriformes; Labridae
Gene: hspa4l
Product: heat shock protein 4 like
Exons: 20
Coding region: 166-2664 (832 amino acids)
Biological process (GO): protein folding
Cellular component (GO): cytosol; nucleus
Molecular function (GO): ATP-dependent protein folding chaperone; ATP binding
Source: RefSeq, a predicted model, not a curated record
GCUGCCUUGGAGUGGGUGAAUCCGCGCUGGACACCAUUGCUCCGUGGGAUUACUCUGAAUGAGUUUGCUUUAAACAGCUUGACUUACAUAACAGCUCGUAAUUCAAGGUGCUGUGCGGUCGCUGCGUAGGGCAACUUAGAAGAGGUGACUUUUAGAGCACUCAUCAUGUCAGUGGUAGGCAUUGAUGUGGGUUUCCAGAAUUGCUACAUCGCAGUUGCCAGGAGCGGCGGCAUUGAAACCAUCACCAAUGACUACAGUGACAGAUGCACACCGGCUUGUGUGUCUUUGGCCUCCAAAAGCCGCAUGAUUGGAAAUGCAGCCAAAAGUCAAGUCGUUACCAACUGCAAAAAUACAAUUCAUGGCUUCAAAAAGCUCCACGGAAGAGCGUUUGAUGACCCAUUUGUCCAAGCGGAAAAACCCAAACUGCCUUACAGCUUACAUAAACUGGCGAAUGGAAACACAGGAGUUAAGGUGCGUUAUUUGGACGAAGACAAAGUGUUCACAGUGGAGCAAAUCGCAGGGAUGCUGCUCAACAAGCUGAAGGAAACAGCAGAGAGCGCACUGAAGAAGCCCGUGGUGGACUGUGUCAUAUCUGUCCCAGGGUUUUUCACAGAUGCUGAAAGACGGUCUGUGUUAGAUGCAACUCUAAUCGCAGGGCUCAACUGUUUACGGCUAAUUAAUGACACAACUGCAGUGGCUUUGGCCUACGGGAUCUACAAACAGGACCUCCCCACUCCAGAAGAGAGGCCAAGAAAUGUGGUAUUUGUGGACAUCGGACAUUCAUCAUUCCAGGUCUCCAUCACUGCCUUCAACAAAGGCAAACUCAAGGUCUUGGCCACUGCGUUUGAUCCGUACCUCGGUGGGCGCAAUUUCGAUGAAGCGUUGGUCGAUUACUUCUGUGAGGAGUUUAAGGUGAAGUACAAGCUCAACGUGAGGGAGAACCCGAGGGCUCUGCUGCGGCUGCACCAGGAGUGCGAGAAACUGAAGAAGCUGAUGAGCGCUAACUCCUCUGACCUGCCUCUGAACAUAGAGUGCUUCAUGAAUGACAUUGAUGUUACAAGCAGGAUGAACAGGGGCCAGUUUGAAGACAUGUGCUCUCAAUACCUGAUGAGAAUAGAGAUGCCGCUGAAAACAGCUCUUGAACAAUCAAAGCUGAGCCGGGAUGAUAUUUAUGCAGUGGAGAUAGUUGGAGGAGCCACGAGAAGCCCGGCCAUCAAAGAGAGAAUCUGGAAGUUUUUCGGUAAAGACAUCAGUACCACGCUUAACGCAGAUGAAGCUGUCGCUAGAGGCUGUGCGCUCCAGUGCGCUAUUCUGUCUCCAGCCUUCAAGGUGCGUGAAUUCUCCAUCACUGAUGUGGUUCCCUUUCCUAUUACUCUUCGCUGGAAAACACCAUCAGAGGAUGGACUGGGAGAGUGUGAGGUGUUCAGUAAGAAUCAUGCUGCUCCGUUUUCCAAAGUGAUCACCUUUCACAAGAAGGAACCCUUUGACCUUGAAGCCUUCUACAACAGCCCUCAAGAUCUGCCCUACCCAGACCACAGGAUAGGAUGUUUCUCUGUACAGAACGUUGUUCCCCAGCCAGAUGGAGACAGCUCUAAAGUGAAGGUCAAAGUGCGAGUGAACGUCCACGGUAUCUUCAGCGUGUCCAGUGCCUCCCUGAUUGAGAAGCAGAAAGGAGAGGGGGAGGACAUGCAAAUUGACUCGGAGCCAAUGGUGCAAAAUGAAGGCAGGCCAGAGGACCAGACCAAAAUGCAGGUGGACCAGGAAGGCCAAAGCCAGGGGGACCAGCAGAGCGAGGACAACAGUUCCAGCAGUAAGGAAGAGCUAUCUGGGGAGAAGCAGGACCCAGCAGCGGGGGGAAGCAAACCCAAAGUCAAGGCGAAGAGUAUUGAUCUGCCCAUCGUAGCCAACAACAUUCGACAGCUCGAGAGCGAUGUCCUAAACAACUUUGUGGAGUAUGAGCGUCAGAUGGUCAUCCAGGACAAACUGGUUAAAGAGCUGAAUGAUGCUAAAAAUGCUGUGGAGGAGUAUGUAUACGACCUACGGGACAAACUCUGUGGGAUCUAUGAAAAGUAUAUCACUGAGGAAGACAGUAACCGGCUGACACUGAUGCUAGAGGACACAGAGAACUGGCUGUAUGAGGAGGGAGAGGACCAACCCAAACCAGUCUAUGAGGAGAAACUUCAAGCACUAAAGAGGUUUGGUCAGCCCAUUCAGGACCGGCACAGAGAGCAUGAGGACAGGCCGAGAGCUUUUGAAGAGUUGGGAAAGAAACUGCAGCUCUACAUGAAGUUUGUGGAUUGUUUUAAACAAAAGGAUGAACGAUACCAGCAUUUGACUGCAGAGGAAACGAGCACUGUGGAAAAGUGUGUGAGUGAAAACAUGGGCUGGAUGAACAGCAAGAUGAACGCGCAGAGCAAACUUGGUAUAACUCAGGACCCCAUUGUUAAAGUAGCAGACAUCAUUUCCAAAAUACAGGAACUAGAGGAUGUGUGUAAUCGAGUGAUCAACAGGCCAAAGCCGACAGUGGAGGAGGCCCCUGAGGUGAACGACCAAAACAGUGGUGCUCAUAACGGCCCGACGGCGAAGCAGGGAGCAGAAGGGAAGGGAGACGUGAAGGGAAGCCAGCAGACAAAGCCUGGAACCAAAGAGAUGGAGGUGGACUGAGAUCACCGUGCACUACAACCAUCACCGUGUUUACCACAAGCUACCAUUUAGACAGUAGAAACAUAAAUACCUGGAACCAUCAUUCCUCAACAUCACAAGUCACUUUGGUGGAUUUGUUUUCUGUGCUGCUUUCCCUUCUUGAUUGGACUUAACCUUAUGAGGAUUCUGUUUUCACCCUUUCCUCCUUGUGUGUGAAAAAGGUGUGCUUUACUCUCUCAAAGGUUUGACAUCCUCAAUAAAGAAAGAAUGAUGCAAUGGAUUCAACUUUGCUUCUAAUAUAUAAAACCUUUUUCUCUGUACCAAACAGGAAGGUUUCUUGGUGAUUGCAUUCCAUGUGUCUUUUAUACUCAAGUAAAACCUGUCACUCAUAGGCGUCUUGACCGUGCUAAACAAUCACUACAGCAGAACUUUUAGUUUGUAUGCAAUGAUUGAAAUGAUAUAUAAUAUAAGUAUAUAUAUAUUUGUAUUUAGCUAAAUAUGAUGUUCAUGUCAAGAGACUGUAUAUAUAUUUAAGUAAAAUAAAAGCAGCCAGCAUAUAUUAUAAAUGUACAUAGAGAGAAUAUUCCUAGUACAAUGGUAAUGCUUGAUACACCAAAUCUCUCCAGUAAGUGAUUGGUCACCUACUUCCUUUAUUCUGUUUUCUCGCAUUUUUCCAUUCUUUAGUCAUUGGAUUAAAGAUGGCAAAAAUAAAUACAUUUGUCUGUAAGACAAAAAUGA